Messenger RNA from Colletotrichum karsti, 1806 nucleotides. Its product is annotated as 4-hydroxyacetophenone monooxygenase. The coding region runs from base 1 to 1806 and encodes 601 amino acids. NCBI's taxonomy places the organism in Eukaryota, Fungi, Ascomycota, Sordariomycetes, Glomerellales, Glomerellaceae. The record is from RefSeq and is a predicted model, not a curated record. The transcript has 5 exons.
AUGUCUCCAACCGAGACACCACAAGACAAAUCAAGUACACGGACGGGAUUUCGAGCGGAGGACACCAAAAGCCAUCAACGGGGGCAUGACAAGUACUUUCCGAACCAUGCUCCCUGGGAGCCUUUUCGUCCCGUCAAUAUCAUAAUCGUCGGCGCUGGUAUCGGCGGCGUCACCUCGGCCGUUAUGUUGUCUCACAAGAUCAAUAACGCAACCAUCGAUGUGUUCGAUAGACUGCCCAAGAUUGGUGGUACUUGGGCAGCAAAUGUCUAUCCAGGAGUCAGAUGUGAUGUGCCUUCUCAUGCUUACCAACUCAGUUGCGAGCCGAACACAGAAUGGUCCGAGUAUUACCCAAAAGGCGCUGAAAUUCAAGCCUACUACGACAAAGUCAUCGAAAAGCAUGGUCUGACGGAUUCUGUGCACCUACGUCAUGAAAUUGUCAAAGCCACAUGGUUAUCCGAGGCGUCUCAAUGGGCUAUCGAGAUACGAAAUCUACAAAACGGCCAAGUCUUCGUGAAAACGGCCGACUUCUUCGUCAACGCUCAAGGUCGCAUCAGCAAUCCGAAGUAUCCAGACAUUCCCGGUCUUCACGAUGUCUUCCAAGGGCAGGUGGUUCAUACCGCUAGGUGGCCAAGAGACAUAAACAUCGAGGGGAAGCGAGUUGCCGUCAUUGGGAAUGGUGCGUCAGGUCAACAAAUACUACCUAAUAUUCUCCCCCAGGUGGCGCAUCUCGACCACUAUGUUCGCACAAAGACCUGGGUCACGCCUACGUUUGCUGGAGACCUACAUGAAGCCACUUCAGAUUCUCCGGGUGGACCAAAGUAUAGCGACGAAGAAAAGCAAAGAUUUCGACAAGACCCGGCCUACUAUCUCGCGCACCGGAGAGCCUUUGAAGUCAAGUUUCACAACCGCUUUGCCGCGGAUGUACUUGGAAGCAAAGAAAACGCCGAUCUAAGAGAAAAACUAGUUCAGUGCAUGAGAGAGCGUCUUGGAGGCGACGAAGAGUGGCUCGAGAGAGUAUUACCCGACUACGCACCAGGGUGCAAGCGGUUAACCCCUGCACCUGGGUACUUGGAGGGGCUGAAAUCCGAUAAAGCAAAUUAUAUAGCGAGGCCCAUCAGCCGUGUUAAUGCCACGGGAAUCAUCGAUGCAAAUGGAACCCAUCGGGAAGUGGACGUUAUCAUUGCAGCAACGGGUUUCGACACAACCUACUCUGCUGCGUUUCCACUUCUAGGGAACAACGGCCUGGAUCUGGCCAAACGUUGGGCAACAGAUGGUGAGAUUGGGUAUCCGGAGACAUAUCUCGGAAUGAUGGCACCUGGUUUCCCGAACUAUUUUACCGUUCUACAGGCUCAAGGCAACGCGCGUGGUGGAACCGUCCCGGUGCAGAUUGAGAUCUCGGCCACUUACAUCGCCAAAUGCAUCCGCAAAAUUCAAACCCAGAGCUAUGCAUCUUUGAAUCCGCGUGAGGAUGCUGCCCAAGAGUUCAACGACAUCGUCAACGGUUAUUUUGACAACAAGGUGACGGCGGACCGGUGCAAUAGUUGGUUCAAGCAGGGGGCCGGCGCAACUCACGUGCUCAUCGCGUGGCCAGGAACAUUCCAUCACCGCGCCGACAUUCUUCGUGAUCCCCGAUGGGAAGAUUUUGAGUUCGUCCGGCGACCUGGGUCUGAGAAGAAUAGGUUCGAGUAUUUUGGGAACGGGCAGACUGCACGGGAGGUAAGGAGGGACGAAGAGGACAUCACAGGCUAUUUACGGGAGAUCGGAAAGAUUGAUAUUGCGACGAUUCACGAGGCGUGGAACACUUGA